Messenger RNA from Oldenlandia corymbosa var. corymbosa, 2603 nucleotides. The record is from the annotation of a GenBank genome assembly. Lineage: Eukaryota; Viridiplantae; Streptophyta; Magnoliopsida; Gentianales; Rubiaceae.
GUUUAAUAGUAGUAGAAUUAUUAAAUUCUCAAGUGGCUAUCAAAUCAUUUAACUUUGCUAUCAAUCAUUUGUGUCAUUGAGUUCAACAUUAUGAAAAGCCAGACACUUUAAGGGGGUUGUUUGUAAUUAAAUCAAAAAAGAAGAGAAAUUUUUUUCCUUUACCACUUACUGCGGUUCAAACUUGAAUGACAAAUCCUAUAAAUACAGGAGUGCCACUUAUUUUCCUUUACCACUUAUUCAGUUCAUCAAAACCACUAAAACAUUGAACAGGAUGGCAAAAGAAUUAGAGAAGAAUUCUGGCCGCCAAGUUGAAAGGAUGAAGGGUGGAGUAGUCACUAUGCCUUUCAUUUUUGCCAAUGAAAUAUGUGAAAAGUUGGCAGUGGUGGGAUUUGGCACAAACAUGAUCAGCUACUUGACAAAGCAGCUGAACAUGCCACUGACUCAAGCAGCUAAUACUCUCACAAACUUCUCUGGAACUGCCAGCCUUACUCCAUUACUUGGAGCUUUCUUAGCUGAUUCAUUUGCUGGAAGGUUUUGGACCAUCACUGUUGCUUCAAUCAUUUAUCAAAUAGGAAUGGUUAGUUUGACAUUAUCAGCUAUACUACCAAAACUGAGGCCUCCACCAUGUGAACCAAAUCAAGCUGUGUGCCAACAAGCCAAUUCAGGCCAACUUGCCAUCCUUUACAUUUCUCUUUUACUAACUGCAAUAGGGGCUGGAGGGAUAAGGCCCUGUGUGGUGUCAUUUGGUGCAGAUCAGUUUGAUGAGACUGACCCAAAGCAGAAAACCAAGACAUGGAAGUUCUUCAACUGGUACUAUUUCUGCAUGGGAGCUUCAAUGCUUGUAGCUGUCACAGUGAUAGUUUGGAUCCAAGAUUAUGUGGGUUGGGGUUGGGGACUUGGGAUCCCCACCAUUGCUAUGGCAAUCUCAAUUGUGGCCUUCAUAUUUGGUUACCCUUUGUAUAGAAAAUUGGACCCAGCUGGAAGCCCUUUCACCAGAUUGGUUCAGGUAUGUGUGGCUGCCUUUAGGAAAAGAAACCUGACUAUGGUUUCUGAUGCUGGAUUGCUUUAUCAAAAUGCUGAGCUUGAUGCUGGUAUCUCUCUUGGUGGAACCCUUACCCAUACUCACCAUAUGCAAUUUUUGGACAAGGCGGCAAUUGUGACAGAAGAAGACAAUCCAAAAGCCCCAAACCCAUGGAGGCUAAACACAGUCCAUCGGGUGGAAGAGCUAAAAUCCGUAAUCCGGAUGGGCCCAAUAUGGGCCGCGGGAAUACUCCUCAUCACAGCGGCAGCCCAACAAAACACGUUUUCCCUCCAACAAGCAAAAACUAUGAACCGACACCUAACCAAAUCCUUCCAAAUUCCCGCCGGAUCAAUGAACGUCUUCAACUUAGGCUCAAUGCUCUUCACCAUUAUCUUCUACGACCGAUUUUUCGUCCCGAUAAUUCGCCGGUUCACGGGGCUAGAACGCGGCAUCACGUUCCUUCGCCGGAUGGGAAUCGGGUUUUUCAUCUCGAUUCUAGCCACAUUGGUAGCCGGAUUCGCGGAAAUGAAGCGAAAACAGGCGGCUUUCGAGCACGGGUUAGAGGACAAACCACAGGAAACCAUCCCGAUUUCGGUAUUCUGGCUAGUGCCACAAUACAGCCUUCAUGGAAUUGCUGAGGCAUUUAUGUCAAUUGGGCACUUGGAAUUUUUCUAUGAUCAAAGUCCGGAAAGCAUGAGGAGCACCGCCACGGCGUUGUUUUGGUUGUCGAUCUCGGCCGGAAGUUAUACGAGUACGCUUUUGGUGUCGAUUAUUCACAAGUUUAGUGCCCGGCCGGAUGGAUCGAACUGGCUGCCGGACAAUAACCUGAACCGGGGAAAUUGGAGUACUUUUAUUGGUUGAUCACGUUGUUACAAGUUGCUAACCUGAUAUAUUACUUGUUGUGUGCUAAGUUUUACACUUUCAAGCCCAUUCAGAUCCAUUCUCAUCAAGAAAUUGAUGAAAAGGAAGGCGGGAUUGAACUCUCCAACCAUGUUUAGAUAAAAAAAAAAAAAAAAAAAAAAAAAAACAGGGUUCUUCCAUCUUAAUAUUGUACAUCAACAAUGUAUUCUAAUUAUAUUUGGAUAAAUCAUAAAAGCCUCUUUUUUUGCAAAAUAAAAUAGUUUUGAUUUCAACGUUGAGAGUAAAUAGCUCAUGGUUGUUAGUUGUUACUCUCACUGUUCCAUCAAAACGUAGUCUAUUUUGUUAAUCUAGAAAAUAAUCCAUGUAAGAGGGAUUGAGGUAGUGUAAAUAUUUGAUGUUCACAGUUAUUGUUAGUAUGUACUAUUAGGCAAUUAAAUUAUUGAUGGAAAAUUUUGCUAUGUUUUCAAUUCAGUCCAAAAAUCAAGAAAAUCAGAAGGUACCACGAAAUUUAAAUGCCCAUACGAACAAGUGUUUGCAUUUUGCAACAAAUAGAGACGUCUAACAAACAAUUAUGGUAUUGGAGGUCAAAGUUUUAUAUCUUCUCAUUAAUAUUAAUAUCAAGACGUGACGCAAGUGAUUUCUCUCUUGUAGUCAUUAACAUCAUUUUGGAAUGACAGAAGACACUCUAAUUUUGGAUUUCUGCAUUAUUAUUCAUUCCAAU